Messenger RNA from Hydatigera taeniaeformis, 2478 nucleotides. The record is from the annotation of a GenBank genome assembly. NCBI's taxonomy places the organism in Eukaryota, Metazoa, Platyhelminthes, Cestoda, Cyclophyllidea, Taeniidae.
AUGGACGUAGUAGCCGGAGAUCGCAUCCUUGUGAUCGAGGGACGGGCAGAGAACUUUUGGUGGAGGGGGCAGAAUCGACGCACUGGAGAAAUAGCCUCUUUUCCCCGUGAAAUCGUUCGUCUUCAGCGACAUCUGCAAUGUCAAGACAUCAGUCGGCCGAUCGAAAAUUCCUUUGUGCAUGUCGGUCACCACGGCUUCGAGGGCAGGGCUUGGGGCCAUGUUGAUCGUGUCGAUCCUGCCUUCCUUUCGGGUAUCACACCUCAUCACGCGGAUACACUGAGCUACACCUACGCCCGUCAACCUCUCUCCUCCGCUUCGUCCGCCUCUGCCUCCAGCUCGCAGUCAUGGCGACCGCUUGGAACUGCAUCUAGUGGUGGAGCGAGAGGUGGUGGUGGGUCUGGCGCCUCAACUGCCGUCGAGGAGGCGGAAGACGAUGCUGCACCUCAUGUGGAUACCUACGACAAAGCAAGUGGGGAGGGCGAAGACGAACGAGAAAUCCUUGAUGCUGCACCUCAUGGAACUCUUGGUUUAUAUCGACUUCCACCUCCACCAGCAACUUCGGCAACGUCGAAACUGGCAAAGGGUGCGUCAGAAUCAGUCAUCUUCCUUGUGGAUACUUUCGUUGUCCGCAUAGACCUGAAUGGAUUCGAUUUCAGGGAAUCCAUCCUCUCUGAUCUUGAGGCGUCCCUUCGCAACGAGUACUGCUCGUUGGGCCACAGCAGCCUUACCGCUUCCUCUAUGCCUGUGCCCAUCCCACCACCACAAACUUCCAUUCCCACAAAAUCACGGAAUCGUGCUACAACUGCUACAAGUGGAGGUGGUGGUUGGUCGGCACGGGCCUCUUCCCCCUCUUCAACUCUCUCCUCUAUACCCCUCAUUGAUUUCCAUCAGAACUCGGAGGGUGCGGCCAAAUUCCCGGUACCAUCAGCUCCAAUUUACCAACCACAAGCACCGCAGCCAUGCAAUCCCUACUUUCAAGCCGCAUGGAACGCAUGGAUGCGUCAAUCAACAGUCUCUCCCACCGCCGGUGGCACUGCUCCGCAUGUCGCCGAAGACGUGGACCGUAUUUGUCGCCUCUUCGAUGCCACCGCCGUUGCACCGCCUGCCCAUCAGCAGUGCGAGCGAGAGGUACUUGUUGGAGGUAAACAAAACAGUUUCAGCGUCUUUAAGAUGGAUAAGAUUGAAGGUUUUCUGGCUUAUGAGGCUGGUAUGAAUGCGGCUUUACAGAUAGAGGAGGACGCUUUACCUCACUUUUAUGUACGUGCAUUUGAAAGAGAAUCGGGUGAACAGCCCUCCUCUACCACGAAUUCCCCCGCUAUGGCAAAAUUUGAUGAGGCAGAAGUGGAAAUGGUCGUGCGUCGUCUCCCUGGCGGUUGUAGUUCUGCAGAGGCCCUCGAGGCUCUCAACUGUGCCAUCAACUCGCCAACUGCGCGCGACAUUAUCCACCUGCACUCGCCCCCUCCCAUCACCGACGUGAUGGCCCCCGAAGCUCGUGAUUGGCGUGUCAAAGUGGCUUUACGUCUCCUCCUCCUGCGCCGAUUGGUACAGCUUCAACUGUGUACUGAUCUAGAGGUGUGCUGGUCGGCUCUGGAGAAGGCUGAAUGGCAGUAUUCAAAGUCCACCGAGGAAAUAAUAAUAAUGUUUAACAACGACAUUAUCAACGACGUUGCGUUGAAGGGUGAUGACCUCACGACGGCUAUGAACGCAGCUCUUGACUUGGGCUAUCGUUACUACGAUUGUGCGCAUCUCUACGCAAACGAAGCCGAGAUAGGUAACCACUUGAGCGCCUGGAUUCACUCAGGGCGAGUUCUGUGGAACACCUUUCAUCGGCCAGACUUAGUAAAGGUUGCCUGUGAAACAUCAAUAAAGCGACUCCGAGUUGAGUAUUUGGAUCUCUAUCUCAUUCACUGGCCAGUUCCAUAUCAGCCUGGUGAAAUCAUGGUACCAAGAGAUGCUGCUGGAAACACACUGUUUGAUGAAGUGGAUCUCUUGGAUACCUGGAAGGCCAUGGAGGAUCUGGUGACGCUGGGAUUAUGCCACCAUAUUGGAGUGUCAAACUUCAAUGUGAAACAGAUUGAACGAAUCCUGUCGAAUUGUAGAAUUCCACCUGCAAUGCUGCAAGUCGAAAGCAAUGCAACUUUCCCCAAUCAGCCACUCAUCGACUUCGCUCAUUCUAGAGGCAUCCCAGUAACUGCUUAUUACGCUCUCGGCUGCCCCUACCUCCAUUUCAAGCGAGAGGUUAUUCCAUUAAUGGAGCAGCCAUUAAUUCUUGAAUUGGCCGACAAGUAUGGCAAGACUCCUGCUCAGAUUGCUCUUCGUCAUGGACUUCAGCGAGAUCUUUGUGUUAUUUUCAAGAGCAGAACACCAGCCAGACUAUCUGAAAAUCUACAAGUAUUUGACUUUGAGCUCAGCAAAGAGGACAUGAAACGAUUAGAAGAACUAGGCAGUGGAACUAGAGUGCUUAAAGGAGCCGCGUAA